Molecule: messenger RNA, 4883 nt
Organism: Arabidopsis arenosa
Lineage: Eukaryota; Viridiplantae; Streptophyta; Magnoliopsida; Brassicales; Brassicaceae
Source: the annotation of a GenBank genome assembly
UCCAAUAACCAAAUUUAAUGUUUUCAUAUUAUUUUUCUCUAUCUGGUAAUUAAAAAUGGCUGUCACAAAUCUCCUCGCCACAAGCAACGUCGUCAAAUUGGACGGCGUUAGCUUCUUCUCUUCUUUUGCCGGCAAACCAAACCACUACUUGGGUCGUCGUUUGUCACAAACGACUCGUAGAGUCCAAACUUUGUGUUGUUAUCGUGAGACGUCUUUGAAAGCUGUGAAGUCGUUUAUGAUGCCUGAGGCAGACACAAGUGGUGACAGUAACGGAAUUGGAAUCGUCCGUUUCUUGAAAGGGAAAUGCUAUCUUGUUACUGGUGCAACAGGGCUUCUUGCUAAAGUGUUGAUUGAGAAAUUGUUGAGGACAAGUCCUGAUGUUGGGAAGAUCUUUCUUCUGAUGAGAUCUAAGGAUCAAGAUUCAGCCAACAAGAGACUCUAUGAUGAGAUCAUAAGCUCGGAUCUGUUCAAUCUUCUGAAGCAAAUGCAUGGGAGCUCUUACGAAGUCUUCAUGAAGAGCACGUUAAUUCCAGUACUUGGAGACAUUGGAGAAACUAAUCUCGGGAUCGAAUCUGAAAUAGCAGGGAAGAUUAGUGAGGAGAUUGAUGUCAUUAUCAAUUGUGGUGGUCGUACAACAUUUGAUGACAGAUACGACUCUGCCUUAAGUGUCAAUGCUCUUGGACCUGGUAGGCUCUUAAGCUUCGGAAAGGAAUGCAAAAAACUGAAACUUUUCCUCCAUUUUUCAACUGCUUACGUGACGGGUAAGAAAAACGGGACAGUACUUGAGACUCCUCUCUGCAUUGGAGAAAACAUAACUUCUGACUUGAACAUCGACUCCGAGCUGAAACUAGCUUCAGAAGCUGUAAAAAGGUUCCAUGGCAGUGAAGAAGUCAAGAAACUGAAAGAACUCGGUUUUGAAAGAGCUCAAUACUAUGGCUGGGAAAACACUUACACAUUCACAAAGGCCAUGGGUGAGACUGAAAUUCACAGCAAGCGAGGAGAUCUGCCUGUAGUGAUCAUAAGGCCUAGUUGUAUCGAAAGCUCUUACAAUGAGCCUUUCCCUGGCUGGAUCCAAGGAAUAAGAAUGGUUGAUCCAAUCAUCGUUGCCUAUGGCAAAGGCCAGAUUUCCGGUUUCUGUGCAGAUUCUAAAUCCUUACUGGACAUUACACCUGUUGAUAUGGUUGCGAACGCGGCAAUAGCAGUCAUGGCAAAGCAUGGUUGUGGUAAUGGUAUCCAAGAGCUCAAAGUUUACAAUGUCACUUCAUCAUCUCAUUCGAAUCCCUUGCGAUUUGGCGAGUUGAUGGACCUCUCUUAUCAACAUCUUCGUAACUCUCCAUUGGAAGAAACAGUGAUAGACUUAGCGCCUAUGAAAUUCUUCAGUUCCUUAGAAUGUUUCAACUCCUCUGUAUCCAACAAUAUAAAAAAACAGGAAGGAGAGUCACAUAUAUCCACAUUGAGCAAGAAAGGAAAGAGGAGGCUGGACUAUUUAGUGUCCCUAGCAAGAACAUAUAAGCCUUACAUGUUCUUUCAAGCGCGGUUUGACGACACCAACACAACAAGUCUGAUACAGGAGAUGUCAAUGGAAGAGAGAAAGAUGUUUGAGUUUGAUGCCAGAGGCAUUGACUGGGAGCAUUACAUUGUCAACGUUCAUCUUCCAGCUAAAGCUAUAGAGAUGCCUUCGAAGAAGAAGCAGUCGAGGACGCCAUCUCGGCUAUCCAAUUCGGAACCGCCUGCAUCUCCUAAAACUCCGGCGUCUUCAACAACGAGUCGAGAUACUGACUUUAUCAACGAAGAAGAGCUUAGGCGCAGUAUUGAAGAAGCAUCAGCUGCGUUUCCUUGUCUUCUCGGAAAAUCUGCAAUCAUUGGAAGAGUAGCCGAUGUUGCAUCAGAUUCUAUCAGAGGCUCUAAGAUUUGGUUAUCGGAAACUUCAAUGGUCGCUGCUUCUCUCAGUCCUGGUUCCACUGUAUCGGUAUCACUGGCUUCCCCGGAGAGUAGAUUUUCGAGGAGCUUCCCACUCAGCUCGAUUAAAGCUGAAUAUGGAGAUGACAAUGAGAGUAGCAUUGCUGAUGAACCAGGGAACUAUUUUGUGCUUGCCACCGUUUUCUCUUCUUCUAAGGUUUUGAAGGAUGCUGUUCGUAUUUCAUUGAAUCUUUGCUAUGGGCUUGGUUGUCCUGUUUCAGGCAGGACUGUUUUUGUUUAUCCUGUUAGCGGACCUUCUUUAAGUGAUCAAUUUCACGGGAAUGGUGGAUCGCUCAAUGAUGAUGUUAACCAUCUGUCGCUGCUUGCCUGUAAAGAGUUGUGUUUGGAGUGGACUCCCUUCAGGAAUAUGUUACAAGCUAAAAAUGGUUUUGAAAGUUCUCACGAGCAGAACGGAAAUGGUAAUUCAACCCCUAAGACACCAUCAAACUUGCAAAAGUUUAGUUCUCCUCGCCCCGAAUCUCCGGCUUCACCAAUCUUACAGGACUCUGUUUUCAGUAGCAAGCAGCGGUUUUCAUCUGAAAGCUCGAUUGAUCUACGAGAGGUGUUGAGCAAUGAAAGUUCGAAGAAACUUCUGCAGAUUUGUGCAAGUUCGUGGCUUUACCCUUGUAGCCUGCUGUAUGGGAAUUUUGUGGCUGUGCCAAUUCUCUCAGAAAUCUGUAUAUUCUGUGUCAAAAGGGCUGAUAAAAGGCAAUCUGAUACAUCCAAUAGAAAUCAAGCUUUUAUAAUCAAUCAGGAAACUAAAGUCUACCUCCAUCAUACAUUGGACUUAGCAUCUGAAAUUCGAGAGAGAAAAUCUGUGCAAGGUCUCCAGUUUGAUGAAGACGAUGAAGGAGAAAAUGUGGGAUGUGAAAUCUCAAAGUUAGGUGGUCUCUCUAAAGAAUAUGCAAUUUUAAGGGACAUAAUUGUUUCCUCGUCCACAAAGAAUUCCUUAUCAAGUCUUGGUUUGCGACCUACCAAGGGAGUGCUUAUUCAUGGACCUCCAGGCACAGGAAAAACAUCUUUGGCUCGGUCCUUUGCCCACGAUUCUGGUGUCAACUUUUUCUCUGUGAAUGGACCUGAGAUUAUAAGCCAGUAUUUGGGCGAAAGCGAGAAAGCUCUAGAUGAGGUUUUCAGAUCUGCUAGCAAUGCUACACCAGCUGUGGUGUUCAUUGAUGACUUGGAUGCCAUUGCUCCUGCUCGGAAAGAAGGAGGCGAAGAAUUGUCUCAGAGGAUGGUAGCUACAUUACUGAAUUUAAUGGAUGGAAUAAGUAGGAGUGAUGGCGUUGUUGUAAUUGCUGCAACCAAUAGGCCUGAUAGCAUUGAGCCUGCCCUUAGACGGCCAGGAAGACUUGACAGGGAAAUUGAAAUUGGUGUACCAUCUUCUGCACAACGGUCCGAUAUACUUCGCGUCAUUCUCCGUGGGAUGCGGCAUUCACUUUCAGACAUCCAUAUUGAACAGCUUGCUAUGGCAACACAUGGUUUUGUUGGUGCAGAUCUGUCUGCACUGUGUUGUGAGGCAGCCUUUGUCUGCUUAAGGCGGCAUCUUGAUCAGAGUUCCUCUUCUAGCAAUUUGCCUCUUGAAGAAGUACAUAUUGCUGAGUCCUCGACAAAUAUGUCAGACAUAUCAUCUGAUAGUUCGGAUUCUGCAUCGUCAUGUAUAACAGUUUCACCCACAACUUCAGGGGCUCAGCGUACAUUUAGUUUAAAUGGGACAGUCUCUCUAGUAGCGGAUGCUAUUCAAAGCAGUGGCAACUCUUGUUCUGAACAGAUGCUUAGAAAAGAAGAAGAACAUACCUUAAGUGUAGGAUUUGAAGAUUUUGAAAACGCUAAGAUCAAAAUCAGACCUAGUGCCAUGCGAGAGGUGAUAUUAGAGAUUCCUAAAGUUAACUGGGAAGAUGUUGGUGGCCAAAAUGAGGUGAAAAAUCAGCUAAUGGAAGCAGUAGAAUGGCCUCAAAAACAUCAGGACGCAUUCAAGAGAAUAGGUACAAGGCCACCCAGUGGGAUACUGAUGUUUGGUCCACCUGGAUGUAGCAAGACCCUUAUGGCACGUGCCGUAGCUUCUGAGGCCAAGCUGAAUUUCCUUGCGGUCAAAGGUCCAGAACUAUUCAGCAAAUGGGUUGGUGAAUCAGAAAAGGCUGUUAGGUCCCUUUUCGCAAAGGCAAGAGCAAAUGCCCCCUCCAUUAUCUUUUUCGAUGAGAUAGAUAGUCUUGCCUCCAUUAGGGGGAAAGAAAAUGAUGGGGUGUCAGUUUCAGACAGAGUUAUGAGCCAGCUUCUUGUGGAGCUCGAUGGUUUGCAUCAAAGAGUUGGUGUUACCGUCAUUGCUGCUACAAACCGGCCAGACAAGAUCGAUUCCGCCCUACUAAGACCUGGACGCUUUGACCGCUUGCUAUAUGUGGGACCUCCUAAUGAAGCUGAUCGCGAAGCAAUACUCAAAAUCCAUUUGCGUAAAAUCCCAUGCAGCUCUGAUAUUUGUUUAAAGGAAUUCGCUUCCAUUACCAAAGGCUACACAGGAGCUGACAUAUCAUUGAUAUGCAGAGAAGCAGCUAUUGCUGCACUUGAGGAGAGUCUUGAAAUGGAGAAAAUAAGCAUGCGACAUUUAAAAGCUGCGAUUAGCCAGAUCGAACCAACAGAGAUUCAGUCUUACAAAGCACUGUCUGAAAAAUUCCAAAGACUUGUCCAUACAGAUCCACAAAGAGAAGAGGAGAUUACACAACCAGGAAACAAAAGUCGAACUCUAUGGACACCAUUGAAAUCAGUUGCGAUGUUUCUUCGACGCCACAUUGGUUCGUAAACAAAUGUUGAUACCAGCAAACUUGGGCAAUUCUCCAUCAUUAACAUACGUAUUCCGUUAAAAAAUCAGAUUUUGUUUUUUGUUGCGUCUCACAGACUUGUACGAAUCAACAGAACAAAUAGCAUAAUGUAAA